This is a messenger RNA of Morus notabilis, 758 nucleotides long. RefSeq lists its product as uncharacterized. The record is from RefSeq and is a predicted model, not a curated record. Bases 34 to 591 code for a protein of 185 amino acids. Lineage: Eukaryota; Viridiplantae; Streptophyta; Magnoliopsida; Rosales; Moraceae. The transcript is spliced from 3 exons.
CUUUCAGUUGGAAAGCACAUUUACUCAAUUUGAAUGAAUGGACAUUCACUCGGGGGGGUCUAUGGAAUAACAUUUCCAUUCAGCCCUUUUUCUCAUUUUCUCCAUCUUGUCCCUGAGUUUGAAUCGAAGAGACAAACCCUAGAGAUCCCAUCGCCGUCGCGACCACGCGAGCUCCCAUCGCCGUCGCGACCCGAGCCGUUCUUCGGCCUAUCGAUUCUCGCCUUCUCUCUUGCGUUUCUCCUUUCCUCCACUCUGUUUGGCUCGUUCCGACCAAAACGAAGAGGUUCUCGCCGCGCCAGGACGAAGUUUGCCGGCGUACGAUUGGAGGAGACGGUCACGGUUGAUUCCGGCAAGGUCAGGUCGCGGUUGAUUCCGGCAAGAUGGGAAGGCUCUGCAGCUGAUGGUAGAGUAUUACGCGAUGCUCUACGUAGGCAAAUGAUUUACGUGUUCCAAAUGGAUGUUACUAUCUUGUUGAUGUUGGAUACACCAAUUGUAAAGGAUUUCUUGCUCCAUUUUGUGGCCAACGGUACCAUCUCAAGGAAUAGGAAGAUGGACCACAACCUAAGAAUGCACAUGAGUAUUUUAAUAUGAAACAUUCACAUACUAGGAAUGUGAUUGAGAGAUGUUUUGGUGUACUUAAGAGUCGUUGGGCGAUUCUUUGUAGUCCAUCGUUCUUUCCAAUUAAAACUCAAAAUUGCAUUAUCUUGGCAUGUUUGUUACAUAAUUUUAUUAGGUGCGAAAUGCCUAAUGACGUUCCA